This is a messenger RNA of Candida albicans SC5314, 414 nucleotides long. RefSeq lists its product as uncharacterized. The record is from RefSeq and is a predicted model, not a curated record. Lineage: Eukaryota; Fungi; Ascomycota; Pichiomycetes; Serinales; Debaryomycetaceae. The transcript has a single exon. The coding region runs from base 1 to 414 and encodes 137 amino acids.
AUGUUAUUGCCAGAAAGUAUUAAUUCCCAGAAUUUAGUUAAAAGAAUUGUGUAUUAUAGUUCUUAUGAUGAUUAUUCCGGUUGGUGGAAAUGGAGAUGGUUAUUAUGGUUAUUGUUAUUGAUUCCUAUUUUUCUUACCAUCUUUUUAAUAGCAAGAAGAGGAAGACAAAAUAAAGUGGUGGCUUAUAAUAAUCCUCCUGAUCCACAAGCAAAUGAGGCUUAUUACAAUAAUAAUCAAUAUCAAGGAGGGUAUAAUAAUGAUUUACCCCAACAAGCUACUCCAGGAUAUGGUACCACAAAUUAUCCUGAAACUUCACAGCCAGGAUAUAAUCUUCAACAACAACUGGGAGAUUAUAAUUCUGGUGAAAUUUCCAGACCGGAAGGUCCACCCCAGGCACAUACAAAAUCUUAUUAG